Dendroctonus ponderosae (mountain pine beetle) is the source of this 2322-nucleotide messenger RNA. RefSeq names its product E3 ubiquitin-protein ligase RFWD3. Gene Ontology annotation, molecular function: ubiquitin protein ligase activity; protein binding. Gene Ontology annotation, biological process: interstrand cross-link repair; protein ubiquitination. The record is from RefSeq and is a predicted model, not a curated record. The coding region runs from base 189 to 1709 and encodes 506 amino acids. The transcript is spliced from 9 exons. NCBI's taxonomy places the organism in Eukaryota, Metazoa, Arthropoda, Insecta, Coleoptera, Curculionidae. Gene Ontology annotation, cellular component: nucleus.
AAAGAUGACAUUGAUCGUUGGUUAGGUUAGAAUUCCCUUGUAUUCAAAUGUUGUAAACAAACUUACUAGGCCAAAUUGCUAUAUUUAAAAAAAGUUCUUAUAUAUAUACAAAAUAAAAAAUAUUAAUGGUGAGUGAUAAUUAAGUUAGUGCAAGAUAUUCUUCACUGCAUCACUCAAUUUUCGAUGAAAUGGAUGUUGAAAUAUUUAAUGAAGUGGAAGACAGUGCAGAAGACGGUGGUUUGGAGCUUUCCAGUCAAUCUGCACCUAUUCCUUUUGAUGAUGACGAUGGAAGCACUUGUCCGGUCUGUUUAGAAUCAUGGACAAAUUGUGGUGAUCAUAGGAUAUGUUGUCUCAAAUGUGGUCAUUUAUUUGGAUACAAAUGUAUAGUGCGAUGGCUAGACUCCCAAACCAAAAAAAGCUGCCCCACGUGUAAACUGCCCGUAAGGAAGUCAGACUUACGAUUCAUAUAUGCCAAAAAACUUAUAGCUAUCGAUAGUAUAGAACUGGAAAGUAUGAGAGAACAACUGGAGAAUGCUUUGAUGCAAAAAAAUAUUGCCCUGCAAAGUGUAUCAAAAUAUAUUAGUCGAGAACAGGUGCUUCAGUCUGAAAUUGAACAAUUAAGGAAAAAAGUUCAAGAAUUAACUUUAGGUGCGAAUCGAAGUGACUUCCGUAUUUCUGUCCAAUGUCCUAUCAACAGGGUGAGAUUGUACAUGGAGAAAACCAUUGAAGUUUGCAAUAAAAAUAGCUGCAGAGAUUGCAGAGUGUUUGACAUUUCAGAGUCUAAAAAUAUAAUACUGAUAGCGUCUAGAUCGUCGACAGAUCUUUUUGGAGGGUUUGGUUUGAAAAAGCUGUCUCUCUCAAAUUACAAACAAGUUAAAUUUAUUCCUUUGCACAAAGGUCCAAUUCGAGAUAUGUGCUUGCACCCAAUAGACAAUAAAGUUUUAACAGUCUCAGCGGAUCGAAAAUUCAAAAUUAUAGAUACGGACAACACGCAGACGAUCUUUACCGUAAAUAUGGAAUCUGCCCCGUGGUCGUGCUCAUGGAACCCGAAAAAAUCUGACGAGUUGCUUGUAGGAACCCAAAAUGGCACAGUCAACAUAUUUGAUAUUAGGAACCUAAAUGGACCAGUUCACUCGUUAAACAUUCCUGCCCAUUUCUUAGGUGACUUUAAUCCAGUCGUCUCAGUGGCAACAGUCAACGAACCAUUGUGCCCUGAUGUUGUUUUGGUUGCUAAAUUGACUACAGCCUGGGCAUUUGAAUGUAAUUCAGAUGGAACGUUCAACCGAUAUCUUUUGCCACUAGAAGGACCAUUCCUAUCAAUGACAUAUGAGGAAAAGUCCAAGCAAAUGUUGGUGUCUUCACGACCGAAUAGUCAAAUUAAUUUUGCUCGACAUACUGUUGCUUAUUUGGAAAGGACAAGUGAGCCUGAUACAAUUAGUUGCAAUAUCGUGCAUGCGUUUAAGGGUGGAUGCACUGCGAAACUGCUGGCAAAAACUUCAUGUUUCCUGCCCAACAAUAUCGUUGCCGGCCACCAUGAGACCAGAAAAAGCAUUUUGUUGUACAGCAUCAACACUGGUGAAGAGGUCGGUUCCUGUCCCACCCACGACAAUCUAGUUUUGGACAUGAAAGGACUGGAUACUGCUAGCGGCAAAUUUUUAGUCUAUUUAAAUGAAAAAAAGAUAGAGUUCUUCAAAUUUAAUGUCUCCUAGGAAAUGUGAAAUUAUAUCAAAUUAUUGGCUAAGGCUACUAAGAAUCGAUACUAAAAGGACUUGAAAGCCACUACUUUUUCAUUAUUUAAUGUUGCAUGUGAAAGUAUACCAGUGUUGAUUAUAUUUAUUGUUACAGGAUAAGCAUAGACUCUUAUCAACCAAUUUAGGGACAAAUCCGUACGUACCAUUUUCGUAAAAAAUUCUAUAUGAACACUAACUUUUUAAUAAUUUAUGAGUUAGACCAAUUUAAAAACCCAUUUUUUACUAGUUACGACAAAAUGGCAUUGAAUAGUUUAUCCAUUCUAUUUUUUAAAUAAAAUUCAUAUAAAGUUUGAAAUGUUAUUCACUUCGUUGCUUGCUUGUACAUUUCAUACAGGUCUAGUAAAUUGUUUUGAAUUACGGUUUCAACGCGGAAUAUUUUUUGUUGGUUAUAAAACUUGUAAUUGAGCUAAAACAUUGUAACACGAACCCCAACGCAGAAACGGUAUUUUAGUUCAUAUGGAAUUUUCUAAAAGCUGUCUCAAAUGUGUCAUAAAUGGUUGAUAAGUUUAUUUUAGAUUAAGUUAUUGUACAUUUAAAGGCAUGCAUGUAAAAAUAUAAUUUCUUCAUAUCA